Molecule: messenger RNA, 1973 nt
Organism: Mucor mucedo
Lineage: Eukaryota; Fungi; Mucoromycota; Mucoromycetes; Mucorales; Mucoraceae
Exons: 1
Coding region: 115-1896 (593 amino acids)
Source: RefSeq, a predicted model, not a curated record
AUCUUAUUCCGCUACCUCUUACAUUGGUGGAGUAGCUUAAAUAGCGUUUAUUGUCUUAAAAACAACCUUGAUAAUAAUCAAAUAAAAUCAGCUUACUGUUAAUUCUUGUCGAUCAUGUCUUAUUCUAAUGGAGGGGAUCAACCUCAUAAUCCAUGGAGCCUCGAUUAUAAUCAGAUCGUAGCUACCGAAAGAAGUAACGACGCCGAGAUUCAACACAUUCAGUAUCAAGCACAACAAUUAAAGAUGCAAUUUGAUCAUGAAAUGGAUGCAUUACGUUUAUCCAGUGUCGAACAAUUACGUCAGUCUAACAUGAACCAUCAGACACAAAUUGACAGUAUGCGAAAGGAAGUGGAAGAAAGAGAAAGUCGACUGGAAACCAUCCAUCUCCAACAAUUUGAAAAUCUUAAAAUAUUUUAUGAUAGGCAACUUGCUCAACAAAAAGAGUUUUAUGAGCAACUGACCACAAAAAUUGAUGAAAGAACCGAAAAAUUGGAAGAUAGAGUUUCGAAAUUGCAACAUUCAUUGGAAAUAGCUCACCAACAGCAAAAUCGAAAUGAGGCAACCAUCGUACUUUUGGAGACUCAACUUAAAGAAAUGACUACUCGUAGUGAAGAUCUGUAUGAACGUGCAGAAGGUCUGAAUCGGGAAGUUGAUAACCUUCAGCUCACUUGUGAUACAUUGAGAGCUGAAAAUCGAAAGCUUAAUGAACAAAUCAAGCUUGGAUUUCCUAUUACUGAAGACGCAAUUGUAACCAGAACGGAUAUUGAAAGGGCUACACAAGCAUCAACACCAUUCUCGAAGGAAAAAAUUGUAGGGGAAUAUCACCGAGGUAACGAAUCUUCACACCUGGAACAACAUUCUAUCAGUACGCAUGGUUCACGCAUGGAGGAGGAUGUUAAAUCAGAGAGAUUCGAAUCUGUCAACAACAGUUGGGAUAACCAAUCCGUAGGUUCAGCUACACCAUCGGUGGUAUCACAAGCAAGACAUCUGGCAACAAUGGCAUCAGCCAAUCGUGUCAACACAGGUCGGGCAUCAGUGGUUAGAAACACGCAAUCGCGUAACAAACACCCGACACCAGCUUUUUACGGCACGAAUAAGCCUACUUCACAAGAAUGGCUAUCACAAUUUCGUAAAGUAAUUUUAUAUCAUCAAUAUAACAAUGAGGAAUGCUUAGCUGAGUUUAUGAUGGCUAUGCAGGGUCACGCAAACUCGUGGUGGGAAGCACAACCGGACACAGUCACCAAAAACUUUGAAGCGUUGAUAAUCGCAUUUGAAAAGUUUUAUGGUGGAUCUAAGGCUUCGAUGGCUCGAUCCAUUGCUACCCUCAAAACCUUAGCACAGAACAAGGAAUCCAUGGCUACUUUUGGCCCACGUAUCAUGAAUUUGAUUUCGACUGUCGCACAGGGCAAUGAAGAAUUGAAACUUAGUUUCUUUUACUCCGCGGUAGAUUCCAAGGUCGCUGAUACGGUAAUGUCCACUAGACCAUCUUCUUUGGUGGAGGCCGUGAAUGUAGCUAUUGAAUUGGAACAAGGCCUUUUGUACAAGAAUGGAUCAUCAGCUCAUAGAACAGCUCCAACUACUAAGGUCGACUGGGCUCCAAUGACUUCAGAAAACGGGGUAGAUAUGAUGGAUGUCGACGUAAAUGCGCAAUAUCGUCAUCGCUCGUCCAAUCACAAGGACAAGAACUCUUCAGGUUUGAAAUGUCAUGUGUGCGAUAAAUCUAAUCACGUAAUGAAAGAUUGUUUCGUACUUCGGGAUGCCAAGGCUAUGGCUAAGGAGAAGCAAGAUAAUAAGAAGGACAAGAGUCACCAUUCCAAGAAAAAAUCGAAAGAGCCUACUAAAUCAUCACAUGCUCAACAAGCCGUUCCCAUAGCGAGUAAGGAUAUUAGCACAUAGUUAAAAGAUUAAUUUCGUGCAGUCAAUUAUGUCUCAGUUUUGGUAUCGGUUGGGUCAAUACCAACCAAACAAUUGAC